UCAUUUCAACAGCAGGCAGCCGAAGCAAGGCUUGGCAGAAUGGUCGGCUGCCUUGAUUACAAAUAAUUUUUCAGUAUACAUUUAAUGAACCAUCAUCGCCAUCCAAACACAACUGUGCGUUUGAUACAUUUAUCUUCUGUUUCGGCGUCAAGAAGAGUGCACGAGAAAGAAAAAGCGCCUUGUUCUGGAGUCUGACCGGUAUAACGACACAGAUGGGACUGCACCAUAUAACAAGCAACGACGUUUCCCAUUUAAAGUUUUGGAGGAAUGCUUCAACAUAAGAAUUGUAACUGAGUUCACACGAAUAAGGGACGUGUUUCGUAUUAUUUUAUUGACACGUUUCAGGUCCAUGUGUUUUCCCAAGUGAAAACAUGGCUAGUUAGCUUCAGCUAGCUAAUUCGCUAAAAGGCUAACUGCAUCAGUCUGAAGCAAGGGUUGAGAUGUUCGUCUAAAUUUGGACCGAAGCUAGCUAAUCCAGGUAGCUAGCUAGCCACUGACAACGUUUCUGUGACAAGCUGUCAAACCCAUUGUAUGUAGGAUUAUUUUUAUAUGGUGAUUAUUGAUUGUGCGUGUUGGGAAAACUUGCAGAUCGAAACUUUGAUCACAUUUGCUGGCGGAGUUGUGGAAACCAAUGUUUCAUUGACAUCGCAAAGUUAGCCUGCUCGCUACCAACGUGACUCUACUAUCCUCGACCAGUCAAUGGAAUUCCGAAUGAGUCAUUUCGGGUGUUGUCCUCCAAAAUUCGAAAAGCAGGAGGACAGCUUCUAGAAUCCCUACAAAAGCUGAUUUCUCAUCCCGCUACUCGUGGGAUGAGACCGAUAUUGAAAGGAAUCCAAUUUGAAUGUUUUCAAACAUGGGGUCUUUAAAAGCACUUCAAGAAUGGUGUCGGAUACAAUGCGAGAGUUACAACGAUGUAGACAUCAAGAACAUGUCAUCGUCUUUCCGUGAUGGCUUGGCAUUUUGUGCCAUAAUCCACCGAUAUAGACCGGAUUUGAUAGACUUUGACUCCCUCUCCAAAGAGAAUGUCUACGAGAACAACCGUCUGGCAUUUGAGGUGGCGGAGGAGGAGCUGGGAAUCCCUGCUCUGCUGGACCCAGAGGACAUGGUGUCCAUGAAAGUGCCUGACAGGCUGAGCAUCAUCACCUAUGUCUCCCAGUACUACAACUUCUUCACCAACAAGUCCCAUGCCAACCCCCCCUGCUUGAAGAGGUCCAGUGGUACAGGCCACAUUGAGCCGGCCCAGAAGAGACCGGUGGCCCCUCUGGAAGACAAAGUGGUUGAGCCCGAGCUGAGCCUACCUGGUCCGAUGGGUACGGACGGAGGGGUACAGGCGGGGGUGAAGCGUAGCACCCUCAGCAGCAGCUGCGCCGCCUGCCAGAGGCACGUCCACUUGGUGCAGAGGUUCCUGGUCGACGGCAAGCUCUACCACCGCAACUGUUUCAGGUGUAGGGAGUGUAGCAGCACUCUGCUGCCUGGGUCCUACAAGCUAGGAAACGAGGUCGGCUCCCUGGUCUGCACGCAUCACUUUGCCAGGUCUGCCUUAGCCAAUCAGAACGGCCGACCGGACCUAAGCAAGCGACCGACAAUGGUUCCAUCCGUCAGGAUUGGUCGACCCAUGCUGCCUCAAACUUCUCCUCCUUCUGGGAGGGACCAGGCGGCAAAGACUCCGCCACCAAAAGAGACUCCGCCCCAAGAGACGCCACCAAAAGAGACUCCGCCCCAAGAGACGCCACCAAAAGAGACUCCGCCCCAAGAGACGCCACCAAAAGAGACUCCGCCCCAAAAGACACCACCAAAAGAGACGCUGCCCCAAGAGACGCCACAAAAAGAGACACUGCCACAAAAAGAGACGCCACCACAAAAAGAGACGCCGCCACAAAAAGAGACGCCGCCACAAAAAGAGACGCCGCCACAAAAAGAGACGCCGCCACAAAAAGAGACGCCGCCACAAAAAGAGACGCCGCCACAAAAAGAGACGCCGCCACAAAAAGAGACGCUGCCACAAAAAGAGACGCUGCCACAAAAAGAGACGCUGCCACAAAAAGAGACGCUGCCACAAAAAGAGAAGCCGCCACAAAAUGAGACACCACAAAAAGACACUCUGCCACAAAAUGAGAUGCCACAAAAUGAGACGCCACCAAAAGACACUCCGUCACAAAAAGAGACUCCUCCCCAAGAGGGCGUCACCAAUGAGGAUUACACCCCCACACCAACCAAUGACUCUGACUCUACACCAUGUCCUAUCUCAACGACAAAAACAGACUCUUUGAAAACAGAGAACGAGAGGGAAGACGGUGCAGGAGAAAGAGAGGUCAAACCUCCACCCUCCGUUCCUCCCAACCCUUUCGAUGACAUCGAGGAGGAGGGGGAGGGGACUCCGACAACAGCCAAAGUCACAGCCAAUGGGGUUAUCCCUUCUACACCUGUCAGUCAUCUAGGACUAGGGGACAGUAAGCCAGUCCCCAUCCCUCGCCGCUUGUCACAGCCCUCCCCUCCACCUCGUCCCGCCCCCAGGGUCCGCCCACCCCGCGUUGACAACCUUACGGUCAAUGGUGAUCGUGGUGAACACAGGAGAUGUCUUCCUCCAGCUCCCAGACCUCGAGAAAGAUCCCACUCCCCUGGAAGCUCCAGUCUCUCCAGCGACGCCCCCAAACCCCCUAACCCGCCCUGGCUGGCCCUCGUCCAAUCCCAAGAACCCAAGAAGAAACCAGCACCUCCCCCUCCCCCUGGUGUGGCCACACCCCCACACACUGGUUCAUUAUCUUCUCUAAAAGGGGAGGGCUCCAGACCACCCACGCCCCCUGCACCCGCCAACCCCUUCGAUGAGGAAGAAGAGGAGGUGGGGUCAGGGGAGGGGUCAGUAGGAAGUUUGGUUUCUCCCACUGUGGUGGUGAGUCAUCCGUGGUACAGCAUCUCCCAGGCUGCAGACGCUGCGUCUGACCCAGACACGCCCCCCAUUGGGGGUGUUUCCUCCCGCUCUGCAAGCCCCAAUGGCUUCAGGUGCAAGAAACGCCCGGCGCCCCCAAAGCCUGUUCCAAAGGCCCCCGGCUCUAACUCAGCCCUUCCUCACUCCCAGCCCUCCUCUUCCUCUCCCUCUCCAGCUAUUAGCAUAGAGAGCCUAUCCUCUGCCUCCGACCAUAGCUCCUCCCACCCAGCUUCCCUAGGGGGUGGGGCCACAGGCGAUCAGGACAACCCUUUCACCAAGAGCGUAUCAGAGCCCUCCAUCUGUGGGCCCUGUGGUGGUUUCACCCCCUCCAUCUCAGCCAAUCGCCUCUCUCCGAGCCCCUCCCCUCCUCCCCAGCCAGCCAAUCCUAGCUCGGCUCCGGCCACUCCGCAGAGCAAUCGGAGCGCCAGGCCCCCGCCGCCAAGACCUCCAACGACACAGCCCCUGGCAGCAUCAAGUGCUAUCCCAGUUCCACCCCCCAAGCGGACUUGUAAGGAAAACCCUUUCAACAGGAAAGCCUCUCCCUCCCCCGUUUCCUCCCCUAAAACCAGACCCCCUAGAGGCCCUCGCCCCGCCCGGCCCCCCGCCCCUGGACACGGCUUCCCCCUCAUCAAACGCAAGGUGCAGUCAGACCAGUACAUCCCAGCUGAGGACAUCCAUGGAGAGAUGGGAGAGCUGGAGAAACAGCUGGAUGAGCUGGAGCAGAGAGGAGUGGCUUUGGAGAGAAAACUACGCGAUAACCCCAAUGAUGAGGAGGAGGAGACUUUGCUGGUGGACUGGUUCACUCUGAUCCAUGAGAAACACCUGCUGGUGCGCCGCGAGGCUGAGCUGGUCUACACGGCCAAGCAGCAGAACCUGGAGGAGAGGCAGGCUGAUGUAGAGUAUGAGCUGAGAUGUCUUCUUAACAAGCCAGAGAAAGACUGGAAUGAGGAGGACAAGGGCAGGGAGCAGGAGCUGAUGACAGAGCUGGUCACCGUCAUCGAACAGCGGAACCAAAUCAUCAACAACAUGGAUCAGGACAGGCAGAGGGAAGAGGAAGAGGAUAAGCUGGUGGCGACCAUGUUGAAGAGAAAAGACUUCCAGAAGGAGCCAGCAGCAGAAGGCGAGCAGCAACAGAAGAAGAAGAAGAAGUUCAAACCCAUGAAGGUUCUGAAGAGGUUGAGUGUGAACCAAGGAAAAGGUGGCAGCCCACGCAAGGAGAUGGCAGAGAAGGACAAGAGCUGAACAAGGGAGGUGGAUGAUGGAUGGAAGAAAAGGAAGAGGGAUACCAUCCUUUACAGGGGGACAUAUCAGAUGGAAAGAGCAAGGAAAUGGCAGAUGAAAACAAAACGCACUGAGAAGGAAAAACAACCCAGGAUUCUCACAACUAUGUGAAAGACUGUAAUGUGUGCAGCCUGCAAUUUGCUCCUCCUUCCUCUUACUGUAGCAUAUCCUUCUAAUCGCUCCUCCCUACCAGAGUAUGUGAGCAGAGUUAAGCGGUUGGAAAUCCGGCUCGUGCUGGCGAUCCACCUCUUUUUCAACUGCUUUGUGACUACCUUGACUUACCAUUUGGUAUUCAAGUAAUUGAAUAAACAAAUACGUUGGAAUA
Messenger RNA from Oncorhynchus nerka (sockeye salmon), 4532 nucleotides. Its product is annotated as MICAL-like protein 1. NCBI's taxonomy places the organism in Eukaryota, Metazoa, Chordata, Actinopteri, Salmoniformes, Salmonidae. Gene Ontology annotation, molecular function: protein binding. The record is from RefSeq and is a predicted model, not a curated record.